Messenger RNA from Oryza sativa Japonica Group (Japanese rice), 1449 nucleotides. Lineage: Eukaryota; Viridiplantae; Streptophyta; Magnoliopsida; Poales; Poaceae. The record is from RefSeq and is a predicted model, not a curated record.
GACCUAUACGAUGUCCGGAUGCAAGUUAGCCGGUGGACCUAACAAAUUACGCUGCCGCUCGCUCAGCUCAGGCUCCCCUCCAAACAGCACAGUACAGUGCUGCCGUCGACGUCUUCCUCCCGAGCUAUUUUAUCAUUAUCGCAACCAAACUCUAAUCAUACCACCCCCCACCCACAAAAUCCCAAUACAAAUACCACCCAUCAAAUAGAUAGCGAGAAAGAAAAGAGAAGAGAAGAAGAAGCCGCCCAACCAACGCCAAAAGCUACUGCUGCUUGCACAGGAGAGGGCAGAGAGAGAGAGAGAGAGAGAGAGAGAAGAGGGCGGCUGCGGCGGCGGCGCGCUUCGCUCAUGCAGGGCGAGUACCACCGCUCCUCCAGCGAGGACUCGGCUGCUUCUGCUGCUGCUGCUGCGGCGGCGGCGGCUGCGGCUAUGGCUCCUCUCGCCGCGGCUGCGGCGGCGGUUGCUGCCAAGGAGGAGCAGGCGGCGGCGGCGGCGGUGCUGCCGCUGCAGCAGCAGCAGCCGAGGCGGCAGUACCGUGGCGUGCGGAUGCGGAAGUGGGGCAAGUGGGUGGCGGAGAUCCGGGAGCCGCACAAGCGGACGCGCAUCUGGCUGGGGUCGUACGCGACGCCCGUGGCGGCGGCGCGCGCCUACGACACGGCGGUGUUCUACCUCCGCGGGCGGUCGGCGCGGCUCAACUUCCCCGAGGAGAUCUCCUCGCUGGCGUCGCUGUCCGAGGGCGGCGGCGCGAGCGAGCCCCGCGAGCCCGACGGCGGCACGCUGUCCGCGGCCUCGAUCCGGAAGAAGGCCAUCGAGGUCGGCUCCCGCGUCGACGCGCUCCAGACCGGCAUGAUGGUCGCGCCGACGACCCACCACCGCGAGCGGCAGAAGCACCACCACCACCACCACCACCACCACCCGCACCUGCAGCCGCACGGCGAGGAGCAACACCACCACCACGAGCAGAAGCACCAGCGGACGGCGUGGAGCGGCCGCGCCAAGAACCCGGAUCUCAACCAGGCGCCAAGCCCGGAGAACUCCGACGCCGAGUAGAAGCCAACAAAACCGCCUCCGCGCGGCAAGAUCGAUCAACGGCUUCGUCAACAUGCAGCCAGCGUAUGAUCACCUCCACCACGUACGCUCGCUGCAUCCAUCCACCUACCACCUAUUCGUCCACCCCUCAUCUCCACCUCGGCGGCGGCGGCGGCGGCUUCGUGGCGAGAUUUUUCGAUGCGGUUUUGGAUAAGAACAAGGGAAGGGCAGCGUCGGGAGGAGGGCGGUGGAGACGGGGGAGGAGGACGCCACAAGUGGCGGUCUUUCCAAAUGUCAAAAAAGACAGCUGUAACAGUGAUAAAACAAGUCAUCCUCUCUGUUUUUUUUUCCUCUCUCUCUUCUCCGUGUUAUUAUCGACUAGAUAAGCAGCGAUUAAUUAAUCCGUCCUUCCCCCUUUAA